Messenger RNA from Brenthis ino (lesser marbled fritillary), 1707 nucleotides. The record is from the annotation of a GenBank genome assembly. Lineage: Eukaryota; Metazoa; Arthropoda; Insecta; Lepidoptera; Nymphalidae.
AUGCGCGAUGCAGACCGGGCAUUGAAGCAUGCAUAUGCCCCACCUAGCGUCUCAACACCUGCUGCAACCCGGAGGGAGACCAGACCCUCUACGAACACCGGGAACCAGAGGAAGAAGAUGAGCGCCGUGUAUAACGUGACUGAAGCUGAAGAGGAACAAGUCAGCCAAUGUCCUAGCUGUGAGCAGACUCACGCACUGCCACAGUGCCCCAAGUACAAAGGGCUCUCGCUAGAUGAACGAUGGGAACUGGUGAAGGAAAAGAAGUUAUGCUUCAAGUGCAUAACUAAGAAGCACAGACGCAGCAAUUGUAAAGCGAAGCUAUGCGGUGUGAACGAGUGUCGCAGUCCACACCAUCCGACCCUGCACCGAGAGGAGAAGACACCCAAACCCUUGAUAAAUGAAACCGAAGCCGUGCUGUCGGUGGCAACCAAAGCCACUGUGUCAACUCAAGCGGUUCUUCUGAAGAUGUGCCCAGUCACCGUCGUCGGGCCACGGGGGGAGGAGAAGACCUAUGCUCUAAUGGACGAAGGGGCUACCAUCACCCUCAUCGACGAAGAGCUGGCGAAGAAAAUCGGCGCCAAGGGACCUCUCACACCACUUCACAUGCACGGGGUCAACAUGACUCAGCACGAGGAAGAUAGUCAGCUGGUUACGGUACACCUGGAGGGGAAGGAUGGAAAGAGACACAAGCUUCGAGCACGAACGAUCAAGAACAUGAAGCUUCACCAGCAGUCCAUUCCCAGCGCGUUACUGAAGCAAGAGCACCUACGAGAUCUGCCAAAGGAGGAAGUGUGCUACGACCAGGCACACCCUGGCAUCCUGGUGGGGACAGACCACUGGGAGUAUAUUGUAUCCCGAGAACUGCGAGUUGGAGGCCCGAAUCAACCAGCCGCCUCUAGAACACAACUCGGCUGGGUGGUACAUGGAACAGCACCACGCAGCGUAAUCCACAACCAGGAUGGCGUUCUUCAUGUAUUCACUGUCGAACCUGGUGGAGGCUUGAAGAAGCAGCAAGAUCAACGCCUUCAUGACCUGGUGGAGGAACAUUUUCGGAUCGACGCGCUCGGCAUCGCUCACAAGUCACGGGUGAGCGAGGUGAACUCCCAGGCAACAAAGAUCGUCGAGCAAACCUUAAAGAAGGUCGAAGGUGGAUACCAGGUGGGAUUGCCCUGGAAACAAGACGACAUUAAGAUGCCACCUAGUUUCGACACAGCACUUCGCCGUCUUACGAAGAUAGAACAGAAGAUGGAUGCCGCACCUGCCUUCGCCAAAGAAUACACCAAACAGAUAGAAAACCUGCUUGCAAAAGGAUACGCUGUGCCAUGCAACGGCACGGAGCGUUCAAGCAAGCCAGAGGAACUAUGGCCGGUCGACGAACGAUCGACAGAGGAUGAGGAGGUCCUACUGCACGUGACCACGGAGGACCAGCAGGGCGACGAGUGGUUGCCGGAUCCUGCGCGCUUCUCCAAGUUCGAGACACUGGUCAGAGCAGCCGCGAGGGUGUUAGUGUUCGUGGACAAGUGUCGGCGUCGGGCUACGGGACUGGAGCAUCGACACAUCGAAGAGGCCGAGCGCGCACUCAUACGCCGCGCUCAAAAAGACAGCUUCCGAGAAGAGCUGCUACGGAUGAAGGCCUCACAUCCACUUCCCAAGGCGAGCCGACUGUUCCGGCUGGAUCCAGUGCUAGAGGAGGGAAUAUUGCGGGUG